CGUCAUCAUUUUAGACCUACAACUAAGCCGAGUUUUCUCAUAGUUAAUGUUACUCUUUCCCGCUGCCAAACGAGAAGAGAGUUUAGAGAUGACUUUUGAGUUACAUCUGUUAAACUAAUAUAAGACUAAUAUCCCUUUUGACGUCGUUACAUAUUUAUUUUCCAUCGUGGCUGGAAUACUUUGGUCCCGAAGCCCGGCUCCUACGACGGAUGCCGCCGGUGCGACUAGCGAUUCUUCAAAUCCUAUUUCCCGCGAUAUCAUGACCGCGCCUCCCGCCCAUCCCAAUUUAACGCCCCAAUUCUGCUUCUCGACCGUAGCCCUUAGAGACUUCCUCCGAAUAUCUCGUAGUGUGAUAGACGACUCGAUAACCCAAAACCUCAAUGCUCUUUUAACGCCUGCUCAGUCGGGGUUUGACCCCUCCUCGACCUCUGCCCGGAUCCCUCGGGCUUCCAGUCGACCUAUCGAUCCACGGGCAUGCCAGGAAUUCAAGGACAAGGUCUUAUUCCCCUCCUGGCAAGCAAGGUCCGAUGUUUUGACUUACUGCGCCUACGUUGCUACCAGUCCAGAUCCAGAUGAUCCCGAAGUAUCUCUACGCGAAGCCGAGACCGAGAGGAAUCGUGAGCGGGUAGUCAACGAGAGAUUAGAUCCAUAUUCCGGGCGGUACUUCCCCCGAGAGCCUCGCACGGAAAUGCUGGCCAACCUACUAAGGCAAGAGAGAAGUGUCGAGAAUAUUGUACGUUCUCGAACGUGGGGUUUGGUGCGGGAGCGCUGCGGCGAUAGCUUUCAGGACGCGGAAGAGGCUCUGAACAAUUGGAGAACGGCAAGAGAGCGCCGCAGCCCGUAAUUGAAACCGAUUCAAGCAAUAUAAAUCAACGUUAGAUAAACUACAUUAAAUAGCUAUAUAACGUUGCCUAUGCCUACGUAGGUAGGUCUUUGUAUAAAUCUCACCAAUGUAAUACUAUUUGCCA
Molecule: messenger RNA, 968 nt
Organism: Daldinia vernicosa
Lineage: Eukaryota; Fungi; Ascomycota; Sordariomycetes; Xylariales; Hypoxylaceae
Product: putative caffeine-induced death protein Cid2
Exons: 2
Coding region: 260-844 (194 amino acids)
Cellular component (GO): mitochondrial intermembrane space; mitochondrion
Source: RefSeq, a predicted model, not a curated record